UAUUUGCCAUUAAAAGGCAGAGACACAGAGCUUACCCAGUUUACAAACACCCAAAAUCCUAAAUGAUCGACUGUAAAAAAAUGGACGGCUUUGAUCAACUCCCGGACUCCCUCAUCCUUCUCAUCUUCAACUCAGUCUCCGACAUCAAGUCCCUGAUCCGUUGCCGUGCCGUCUCAAAACGUUUCAACUCAAUAGUCCCGCAAACCGAAUCCCUCUCGUUAACAGUCGACCGAGUCAUCUCGCCCGAGUCGGAAUCCGAUUCACUCCUCGUUACCUUCCUUAAAAUCUUCUUUAAGUCCCUCAACGACCUUCUAUCCACCUCAAUCAAACCCCACAAUCCGACCCGAACCCUAGUCCAGAACUCACCUGCCCAAAUUUUAACAAAGUUCGAUCGAGUGAGGAAUCUUCGGAUUGAGUUACCCGCCGGUGAUCUAACUUUAGACAAAGGCGUAUCUGUGAAAUGGAGAGCUGAGUUCGGUAGAAGUUUAAAGAGUUGCGUGAUUAUCGGGUUCAAGUCGGCUUCAACAACAGCUAGCGAAAAUCCCGGAGAAGGGGCUGAGAUUGACAUUGUGGGAGGAUUAAAGACGAGAGUGAUGUGGACAAUAAGCGCGUUAAUCGUGGCUUCCGCCAAACACUUUAUGUUGGAAGACGUGGUUAGACAGCAUGAAGAGAUGGAGAGUUUAGUUUUAAUUGAUAGAGAAGGGGAGGGUACAGUGGUGAUGGAUAAGGAAGGGAUGAGAGAGUGUAGGUUAGGAGGGGCGCAUGUUAGCGAAGGGCAGUGGGACAGGAGUCGGACGAUGGUGCCGAGUGUGAAAAUGCGGAUGAGGCACGAGCCAAAGCUGAUGCUGAAGGCUGGGGUUUGGGUGGAGGGUGCCACCCUGGUGGUUGUUAGGCCUAGUGAGGGGAAAGACGACGUGGAUGAUGGUGAACUAGCACUGGGGGCGUUUGGUGAUGGGAUAUAUAGAGAAGCUGUGCAAGAAUUGCUUAAGAGUAGGAGUUAUAUGUUAGAAAUGAACUCGUUUUGAUGUUGAACGAGUUGAGGUUUGAUUUAGUUUGGUUGGGUUUUCCUUUUGUUUUCGUAAUUUGUAACAACAGUUUGAUUGUAAUUUGUGUGUAAAUAAUUUGGUUCAAUAUCAUAAAUUUCUGAAACAAGGAAUUCCAAGUUCUGUUAUGAGCACUUGUAU
Molecule: messenger RNA, 1184 nt
Organism: Pistacia vera
Lineage: Eukaryota; Viridiplantae; Streptophyta; Magnoliopsida; Sapindales; Anacardiaceae
Product: F-box protein At1g22220-like
Exons: 1
Coding region: 63-1025 (320 amino acids)
Molecular function (GO): protein binding
Source: RefSeq, a predicted model, not a curated record